UAGUAGUACAGAUGUUGACAGAGCUCUUCUAGUGAAACACGGCAUUUCUGCGAUUCACACCACAACCUGGACUGUUUUUGAAAGAUUCCCCCUUCGCAUUUUACAUUCAUCAUGGGGAAAAUUGAAGGCGGAAUGAAGUGCGUGAAAUACCUCCUCUUCAUAUUCAACUUUAUAUUCUGGCUUAUGGGGUCACUGGUUCUGGCUGUGGGUCUCUGGCUGAGACUAGAUCCAAAUACUGUUUCACUGCUGGGGGAAGACGGUCCUGAAACCUUCUUUAUUGGUGUCUAUAUCCUCAUCGUGGCCGGUGGUCUGGUGAUGCUGGUGGGCUUCUUUGGCUGCUGUGGUGCCAUGAGAGAGUCCCAGUGUCUUCUUGGAUUGUUUUUCACCUCUCUUCUGAUCAUCUUUGGAUCAGAAGUUGCAGCAGGAGUGUUUGGUUUCCUCAACAAAGACAAGAUCAUUGAAGAAAUAAAAACGUUCUAUAAUGAGGAAGCAAGAAACAACAGCAACAAUACAACAGUCCAAUCCUACCACACCAUUCUGAACUGCUGUGGCUCACCUUCAGUAAACCCCACUUUGUGCCAAAACGUUGCAUCAAACCAGACAUGUGAUGUGGCUAUUGAGGAGUUUUUCAACAGUAAGCUCUUCAUCGUGGGAUACGUGGGAAUUGGAAUAGCAGGAGUCAUGAUUAUUGGCAUGAUCUCCAGUAUGGUUCUGUGCUGUGCAAUCCGAAACAGCAGGGAGAUCAUAUAACACACUCCUCAUCCUCUCCUUUGACACUUAACCUCUGCUAGACUUUCAUAUACAACAAUAACAUUCCGACCAAGUACAAGGUGUAAACUCAGAAAACUUACUCCACUUUCAGAAUUCUCAAUAACUCCCAAUAGAUAGUCCAGCCCUCAUUUCUUUUACUUAAUCGCAUUGCUGGAUUGUCUUUAUUUAUUUGCCUGCUUGUUAGGUGCAUAGCUGAAUCUUUCAAAUGCAACAUAAAUAAGGCACCUUUGUGUUAUUCCUGAAAUCAUUAAUAUAAUUUAGGUUUUGAUUUAUAUUUCAUACACACUGAUCAUCUCGGUCUCCAAACCAAGAACUUUGCAGUGCUAUUCUUAGCUGUUGCUGUGUGGCUUCACUUGCUAGAUAAAAAUAUUAUGUAAUGUGAAGCCAGGGUUUCUGUGGCAUACCCAUGGCCAGUGAGAUCGGUGAUAAAAAGACAGCUCUGACUCGGAGACACCUUUCAAUGUGCUUUUGUACACAAAUUAGUUUACAUUAAAUAGUUUACUAAGUCACUUUCAGCAUGCAAAUAAAUUAGUUUACGAAGGUUCAAAAAAACAUGCUCGCAAAACUCUAAACUCAAACAUUGGAGGUCUUUAGAAGAAUCUUUGUAUCAUUUUUAUCUGAAGACCUUAUGUCCAGUAAGAUCUAAAAGUAAGGGUGAAUCUCUAAGUAUUGUUUCACCUCUGAAUUUAUUCAUAAUCCAGACGAAUUGAAGGACACCGAUCACUUUUACACACAUUCCCAGCUUGGCUUUGUUUUGCAUUGGAAUGCUUAAACCUCACCGGCAAGAUGAUCAGGUUUCUGUUAUGCAACAGCUGAGCUCAUCUGCAGCCCCCACUGAUAGUGGUGCACCAAGUUAUCCUAGAGCUUGAUGGAGCCAAAUCUUCUCAUUCACAUGGUGGAUCUUUGGGUGUAGAGUUGCAAGGUUAUUUCAGUGCCUUUUGCCUUCUACCGUCUCUCUGUGUUUGCAUCCAACCAUCAUCUUCUUUCGGCUGCUCCGCCACAGCAGACCAUCUAUGAUCCGCAUAUUUGUCUUGGCACAGGUUUUACACUGGAUGCCCUUCCUGACGCAACCCCCUCUCUGCAUCCAACCAUCUACACUGUCAAAAUAAAGCUGACAGUAAAUGCAAUGGAUUAUGCAUGCAUUUACAUGUUUUAAAGCAUUCAGUCCUUGAUUCAUUCAACAACUGAUCUAGGAUAGUUGACAUCAGAGGUGUAAAAAGUACAGAGAAAUUAUACUGAAGUUAAAUGAUGUGUAGUUUGUCCAAAUUUUACUCAAAGUAUCUAGCCAAAAAUAUGCCCACGUUUCCACAUUGAAUUUUACUUAAAGCUGGAGAGUGUAAUUUCUUCACAACUGGCAACCAAACAAAAAUAAUGAAUGUUUAAACAUGAUUUCCAAACACAGUCUCGUCUCCCAACUGUUGGGGAAAAAAAUAGAUAUACAUAUAUAAGGGAGACCGGGGCUAAUUGUCACAUGUGGGUCACAUCCCAUCACAACCACCAAAAUAAAAUCUGUACCUCUCUUUAAAUGUGCACCUGCAUUAAACAGCCUAUUAUAGUCUUUUCAGCAAAAUGUAAAAAGUAAAACAAUUAUAAGGCACGAAACGAUUCAUGAAACAAAAAAAAUGGAAAAGGUAACAUCUUAGCGUUUUAACCAACAAAUAUUGUACUUGAAAAAAUGUUUAUACAUUCACGAAGUACUUUCUAAAUUGAAUAUGUUAGUUUAAGCAUGAACUUGAAAAUAUUAAGUAAAUUCAACAUUCAAACAUACUCUAGCUUAUAAGUAAAUAUUAUUUAUGAUUGUUUGUUAUUUUUACAAUGUGUCAUCAUGUAUUAAUCCUAAAGUAGAAAACAUUGUCAUAUUUAUUUGGUAAUUUGGUCAAAUUUCACUGGUAAAUAAAAUAAGUAAAUUUUACUUAACUUUUCGAAGUUGGUGUUUGCAGCAUGCGCUGGGCUUGAAUAAUAUCUGCAAGUUAAUUUACACCGUUUUUAUUGUUAAUUUUCUUGUUACAUUUGGUAACUUCUUGUUUUGUGCAGUUUUUUUGUUCAUUUUCUACUCAGAAUUACCCGUUUAUGAUCCAAAACAAAAUAAUCCGUUGAUUUAUUUUUUAUUUUUUACAUCAUGGAGUUUUGUGCACCAAGUAUUGAGGUAUGUGUGUGCAACUCUAUAUCUUGUUCCUGUCGCCAGUAAUGCAGGGUGAUGUCGUCUCAUAGACAAUGUAGCAUGCAUUAAGUUUCCCUGUGUGAGGCUUCCAUAUGUUCAAAACGAGACAUAUCAAAUAUUAAACAUAAAACAUAAUAAAAUGUUAAGUGAAAUGUUAAUAAAAGUUAAGUUUACUCACUCACUUUAAUCAAUAUUAUGUCAUGAAGUUAAGUAGAUUUUACUUAGUAUUAUACCAUUACGAUUUACUUAGAAAAACUGUGUGCAAAAUCUUGCGGAAAAAAAAAAAUUAAGCAAAUCUUACUACUCAUUUUUUCAGUGCAUGUGACAACCUGCUCCAAUAGAAAAGUGACAACAUGCCCUGACUUGACUUUCAUGAAAAAUACCUUUGUCUUAAAACCUUUCAGUAAAAACCUGUCUUCAUUAUAUUUUUAACCUUUCCUGAAUGUAUUCCAGUGUGGUGCAAUUAUGUUCACUUAUUUACUCAAGAGCUAUAACAAAAAUAUGAUGAUAGGUGAAAUUUACAUUGGAGUAGAAUUCACUAAAAUUAUUAUAAUUGAAGAGGGUUUUGAGCAGUGUGUUUGAAACCAACAUAAAAACCUCUGCUAGACAAAACUGAAAUAUAUGUUAUUGAAAAAUAACAUAUUCCUUUGACAACUAGCCCCGGUCUCCCCUAUUCUUUGUACCUCAAAUGCCUAAUGAAAUUGUAAGGAAUAAAAAGUAUGGUUUUUACCUUAGAAAUAUCAUUGUGUAAGAUUACAAGUAUUCAUUUUCUAUGAAAUUCCCCAAAAUAAUACAUUAAGUACAAUUACUCAAUUACUUUACACUCCUGGUUCACAUUUCAAGCUGUUUCAGUAGUGUCUUGCAUUUUUUGAUAAAUAUUGUGUAAUAUACUGUACAUGCAGUUUUUAUGACCUCCUGACUGAGAAACUGCAUGGAUUAUUUGUGCUUUAAAAAAAAGUCAUUUUUCACAUGGCAGGACUUUAUAGGGAACUGCAAAAUAAAAAAAUAAAUAAAAAAAGGGUGAUUAAAAAUGGUGAAAAAUCUAAAAGACAUAGUAACCAAUCACAGCGCCUACUGCCUAAAGUUCAGAUGUUGAAUUCAUUUUUAUGGACACUUUAUGUCAAUUACCCUUUAACUUCAGAUUUUGAAUGAAUCAAUAUUACCACGUAACUUUACUGAAAUGAUUUGAUCUUGGCUCAGUCAUGACGUACUUCUUUAAACAGACAUAAAAGGUCAGUGUUUUCACAGAACACACUCUGUACAUAUCUAUUUGAGUUUUUGAUUCUCAUUAUAAGUAUAGUGAUCAUGAAGAUCUGUAUUGUCCAGCUUGUGGUCAGUGUAAAUGUUGUUUUAUAAUAUUUUGCAGGGUGCAUUUUUUAUUUUUGUUUAUUCGAAAAGACAGCGUAGAUGGAUAAUUCACCCAAAAAAUGAAAAUUCUGUCAUUUACUCCCCAUAAUGUUGUUCCAAACACAUACUGUAUGACUUUCUUCUGUGGAACACAAAUGGAGAUGUUAGGCAGAAUGACAGCCUGAGUCACAUUUGACUUUUAUUGUGAAGUUUCAAUUUUAUUUUUAUGUAUAUAAAAAAAAAAAAAAAAAAAAAAGAUGCAAUGACAGUGAAUGGUGACUGACUGAACAUCCUGCUUACUGUAAUAUCUCCCUUUGUGUUCCACAUAAGAAAGAAAGUCAUAUGGGUUUGAAAUGAUAUGAUGGUGAGUAAAUGACAGGAUUAAAAUUUUUUGGAUGAACUAUACUUUUUAAUAUUUUACUGAAUGAUCUAUUACAAAAGAUUUUGAUGAGGGACAAAAUCUGUAUUUUUUUGGCUGGCGUUGGUUGGUUGGUGUGUUAUAUUUCUGCUGGUGCAUUACUGCUGAAGUUGAAGUGGCAAUAGAGUAGUGAUUAGAGUAAAAUGUAGCAUGAGCAAGUCUAAGGGGGGGGGUGGAUUUUGAUGCCCUGGUUGGAUAGCGACCAAUACCAAUUCCACCCUUUUCCUGGUCAGACAGAGAAACAAGAGAACCUGUUACCCACCCUACAGGUAAAAUGACCCCCCAAAGAUCUCAUCCUAGUACUGUUCUUGAACCGUAGUCACUGCUAAAGUAGCGUAACACAUGAAACAGUUACAACCUUCUUCAAAGUGUUCAGUUCACAUUCAAUGUUGAUGUAAAUCUGUAUUAUCCUUUUACCUAAAAGCAACCCAAUUAAAUUGUGGUUGUUCAGACUGUAAAAUAAUUAGUAUGGAAUGUGUAGUGUGGCUCUGUUGUAAACAUUUUUUUUAUUUAAUUCCUACAGUUUGUGUAAACAAUGUAGAGAUGUUUUUGUACUGCAAACAUAAAUAACACUGCAGCUUUUUUUGAUGUUGGUGUUUAUAAAUUGUGUGUUUAAUUUAUUUUUUGGAGAACAAGUCAAGUUAAAACAACAUUCAAGUUUCUCAGGAAUAUUGCUGCAUGAGAACAAAUAAACUUGUUUGAAGUUG
Molecule: messenger RNA, 5404 nt
Organism: Myxocyprinus asiaticus (Chinese sucker)
Lineage: Eukaryota; Metazoa; Chordata; Actinopteri; Cypriniformes; Catostomidae
Product: tetraspanin-2-like
Exons: 8
Coding region: 112-750 (212 amino acids)
Cellular component (GO): membrane
Source: RefSeq, a predicted model, not a curated record